AUGAGCACCGCUCUGCCCCAAACAGUCAGGGCCGUCAUCCAGCCGGACCCCGAGACCGACGCCCUCAUCCUCACCGAGACGGCGCUCCCCAGGCCCAAGGAGGGCGACAGCGAGGAGCACCUCGUGCAGAUCAAGGCCACGUCGCCCUGCCUGGGCGAGCUCACCUGGGAGCGCUACUUUCCCGACACCUUCACGGCCGAGCGGGAGCGCGUGCCCGGGACCGAGGGCGCCGGUGUCGUUGUCACGGCGCCCUUCGGGUCCCCCUUCAAGCCCGGCGACGAAGUCUACUUCCGCAACGAAGCAAACCGCCGCGGCUGCCUCAGCGACUACACGCUCGUCCAAAAGAGCGCCCUCGCCCUGAAGCCCAGCGCGCAGGGCUGGGUCGAGGCCGCGGCCACGCCGCUGAGCGCCCUGACGGCCUACCAGGGCCUCUUCGAGCACGGCCUGCUGGACCCGCGGGCCAUGGCCACGCAGGGCGGCGACGCCCGGGCCCGCGAGGCCAACGGCAAGAUAAGGUUGCUCAUCACGGCGGCGAGUGGAAACGUCGGCAGCUGGGCUGUGCAGCUCGCGGCGGCGGCCGGCGCGGGCGCCAUUGUCGCCGUGUCCGGUCCGUCCAAGGCCGACGACGUGCGCAAGGCCGGUGCAACAGACAUAAUUGAUUACACCAAGCAGUCGAUUGCCAGCUGGGCUGCCGCCCAGGACCCGUCCUCGACGCACUGCGACAUGGCCCUCGACUGCGCCGGCGGCGACUCGCUCGCCGGGUGCUGGGCGGCCAUCCGGGACGGCGGCGUGCUGCUCAGCGUCUGCGGCUCGCCCGAGAGCCUUAGGCCCGCAUCGGUGGCGAAGUCCAAGAAGCUCGCCAAGGCCACCUGGUUCCUCGUCCGGCCGCGCGGCUCCGACCUCGCGGAGAUCACGAAGCUGGUCGACGCCGGCAUCGGCAGGCCGCGCGUCGAUAGCGCCGUUGAGUUUGACGACUUCCAACAGGCCUUUGACAAGACGGAGACGAGGCAUGCCAACGGCAAGGUGGUCAUUAAGGUUAUGGCAUAA
This is a messenger RNA of Hirsutella rhossiliensis, 1047 nucleotides long. Its product is annotated as zinc-binding dehydrogenase domain-containing protein. Lineage: Eukaryota; Fungi; Ascomycota; Sordariomycetes; Hypocreales; Ophiocordycipitaceae. The record is from RefSeq and is a predicted model, not a curated record. The coding region runs from base 1 to 1047 and encodes 348 amino acids. The transcript has a single exon. Gene Ontology annotation, cellular component: mitochondrion. Gene Ontology annotation, molecular function: oxidoreductase activity.